GCAUAUACAGGCGCUGACGGGCCGUGAUGCUGCGCUCUUUGGGGAUAAAUGACUUGACGCGCCGCUGUGGGGCUUCAAAGCAUGCAUGCUGCUGACAGAGAGCAGGGAGCUCACACACACACACACACACACACACACACACACACACCCAUACGCAUAUACACACACACACACACACACACACACACACACACACACACACACACACACACACACACACACACACACACACACACACACUGCUUUCACACGCUGUCUGUGGAUGCACAACAGGCUGCUCUCUGUGUGUGUCUGACUGGUUUUCUGGAUGGAGGAUCUGUUGCUCAGGGAAGAUAGUUGAAACUAAUAACCAGAUGUUUCUCACAGUUGAAAUGUAGCCUAUGGAUUCAGUUCAUACAUAUUUGAGGUGGAUUUGAAGUUUUGUUUUUGUUUUUUUGUUUUUUUCGACACAAAAUCAGCAGCAUUAAAUAUUUCGGGUAAAUAAAGGCUGUGAUUUUUUUCGAUGAAACAAGGACAUGGCUAGGAUCUCCAUCAUGAAUGUGGCACUGCAGGAGAUUCACCCAGCGACUCCUAGAGCUCUGUUGCUGGCAUGUGUGACUCUGUUGUUCUCCCUCCACCUGUGGCGGUGGCUCCGGCAGCGGUCGCUCCCCGGCCCGCCCGGUCCUCUCGCCUGGCCGGUCAUCGGGAACGCUGCGCAACUGGGCAAGGCGCCGCACUUGUAUUUUGCGCGCAUGGCGAAGAAAUACGGCAACGUCUUCCAGAUCAGACUGGGCUGCCGGGCCGUGGUGGUGCUGAACGGGGACUCCAUCAAACAGGCUUUGAUAAAGCAGGGACCGGAUUUUGCCGGCAGACCGGACUUCACCUCCUUCCAGUACGUCUCCAACGGGGACAGCCUCGCGUUUGGCACCAUCACCGACUGGUGGAAGCUGCACCGCAAAGUGGCCCAGUCCACGGUAAGGAUGUUCUCCACCGGGAACCCGCACACUAAAAAGACAUUCGAGCAUCACGUCCUGAGCGAGAUCAAGGAGCUGCUGCAGCUGUUUGUGGGGAAAACCAAGGAGCACCGGUAUUUCCCGCCCAUGACGUAUCUCGUGGUGUCCACGGCGAACAUCAUGAGCGCGGUGUGCUUUGGGAAGAGGUACUCCUAUGAGGACGAGGAGUUUAGGCAGGUGGUGGGCAGAAACGACCAGUUCACCGAGACAGUGGGGGCAGGGAGCAUCGUGGACGUGAUGCCCUGGCUCCAGUACUUCCCCAACCCCAUCAAAACUAUAUUUGACAACUUCAAGAAGCUCAACCUGGAGUUUGGCAUUUUCAUCCGAGAUAAGGUCGUUCAGCACAGAAAAACAAUCCAGUCCAGCACCAUCAGGGACAUGACAGACGCCUUUAUAGUGGCGCUGGACCAGCUAAGAGACAAAACAGGACUCCCACUAGGGAAGGACUACGUGCCCCCCACUGUUGGGGAUAUAUUUGGAGCAAGUCAAGACACACUGUCAACUGCAGUGCAGUGGAUCAUCCUCAUACUUGUCAAGUAUCCUGAGAUGCAGGUACGUCUCCAGCAGGAGGUGGACAAGGUGGUGGACCGCAGCCGCCUCCCCUCCAUGGAGGACCAGCCGCAGCUCCCUUACUUCAUGGCCUUCAUCUACGAGGUGAUGCGCUUCACCAGCUUCGUCCCUCUCACCAUCCCCCACUCCACCACCGUGGACACCUCCAUCAUGGGCUACACCAUACCAAAGAACACGGUCGUCUUCAUCAGCCAGUGGUCCAUCAACCACGACCCGGCCAUAUGGUCCCACCCGGAGACCUUUGACCCCCAGCGCUUCCUGGAGGAGGACGGGGCGCUGAACAAGGACCUGACCAGCAGCGUGCUCAUCUUCUCCCUGGGCAAGCGGCGCUGCAUCGGCGAGGAGCUGUCCAAGCUGCAGCUGUUCCUUUUCACCGCCGUCAUCGCCCACCAGUGCCACAUAACCGCAGAACCGGCCAGGCCGCCCACACUGGACUACAACUACGGUCUGACUUUAAAACCUCACCCCUUCUCCAUAGCGGUGUCUCUGCGUGAACAUCCGAGGCUGCUGGAUGGAGCUACCAGGCAGGACGUUGGUGAGGGGGUGAAGGGUGAGCCCUCCUCAGACUGAAUACAAUAAAAGCUACAAUAACAACAACAACAAAAAAGACAGAAAAAAUGAAGGCUGAAACACAAAAGACUUAUGAACCAUAGCUCAUGUUUGUGGGCUGAAAACUAUAUUUAUAAGCUGCAAUCUCAGGCUGAAUUCACCCUUUACAUAUUGUUUUAAAUGCGUAACAUGACAGAGAAUGACUGAUAUCUGACUUAUUUCCAAGUAUUAUGGUGCCAGACGGAAACAGACAGGCGUCUGUUUCUCAGGAGACGCGGCGCGGUGCUGUGCGUCUCACACACACACACGACCAGCAGGUCACCUGGGAUGAAUCUCUUUGAACAUCAAACACUACCUGACAAACCACUCAGCAAUUAGCAUCUUCUUUUGAUUCAUGGAGGGGGAGGACUGCAGUCAGCUGCACAUCACCAGCAAACAGCCUCAACCAGACCUCAGUACAGGCAACACUGCUGUUACAGGAGUCAUAGCCGCCGCUGCUGCUGUAACACAACCCUGUGACUUUAGUGUGAUUGCCCUUCAGUAGGGACAUCAUAGUGUUGUCAUGCUCUGUCAAAUGUGUUAAAAAAAAAAAAAAAAAGUAUCUCCAAAAUGUCAGCUUUUCAACAAUCCCUUACAAUCCCACCAUUUAAUUUAAUUUAAUUUAAUUUUUUCCUAAUAAAGGUUCCAAACACCUUUUUAAUGCCAUAGCAAACUCUACAAAACAAAAACAAUAUGUGAUAUAGUACAGUAAGUACAUACAGUAAGUAAAAAACUGGAGUUACAAGAUUUUUAUGUGACAAAAGCAAUGUAUCAUUUAAGGUCAGUGAAUAAGCUCAUGGAGUACUUCAGCCCUUAAGCCUGAUGUCUAUUAACAAACCGUUCAGUACUAACGUCUAGUUUGUGAUAUAUAGUGUGAAUGUGUAGUUACUCAGGAAUAAGGCCCUUUAACUAGAAAGCUUUUUAAAGUCAUGUCAUUAAUAUAUUCUCAAACCUGCUGUAGAUGCUGUUUGAAAGGACAAGGCAAAGGAGUGUAAAGGGUACACCACACCUGCUGCAAGUACUGUCUGUGUCUGUGAACUGCUGUCCUAUGAAAAGAUGAAUAUUAGAUCAGUGUUAUUUUAUUUUCUUUGUCACUCACAGAGGUGUUGUUACAGUUUGAAUGUUGUAGGAUGCUGCUCUAUGGAAAACCUUUUUUUUUUCUUUUUUUUUUUUUAAUCCAUCAUGUAAUUUCCAUGCUCAAGAUGCCAGUAACCAAACUACUCAUGUUAUUCUAUUUACAGAAAUAUUCAUGUAUUUGGGACACUUGGGGUAGUCUCUUUUUUUUUUUUCUUCUUUUUUGUAGACUCAUCUAAUUGCUUCUAAUUGCUGUCUCAGCAUGGGAGACUAAUGCACUGACUGUAAAGUUUUGGAUUUGAGUAUUUGUUGACCUGCUACCUAAAUAUGUUUAAAUCUUGGAAAUAAUAAGUGACUUUAAAGAAGUCUUAACAGACUUAGAACACGUUAUCUCUAUUUCUCAGGUGCCCCUUAAAACUGAGAUGAUACACCCUGAUAAAUGUAAUAAAUUUGACUGUUGGUAGAUCCUGAUAUAUCGACUGAUGAAGUCCAGUGAACCUAUCACUUUCUAUAUACAACCCAAAAGACCUUAAAAAACAUGACAGCCCAGGACGAUCUUCUAGGAGGGAAAGCAUAAUCAUAAUGAAUGAGCUGAACUGACAUGGAAAGCAGUGAAAAAGCAGUUUCCCUUUCUUCAGUAAACCUAGUGAUACUAUCCUUCCACAAUCUGGUUUUGUACGUUUGAAUGGGAAUCACAUAGGACUGAACCCACUGUUGGAAUUACAUCUUGCGUGGUAGUGGUGGUGGGGGGGGGGGGGGCAUGGGUCUCUCUACCUAAGCCAUGACAGUCAGUGUAGUACAGUCAUCAUGAUAGGGGGUCAAGACAUACCUCAAAUCCAAACAGUACAAUAAUUUUUACCUCAAAUGCUUUUUUUAUUUGAUUUUAUACAACUAUACAACUUGGACAGGUGAAACAUCUCUCUAGCUUCACAGUACUUUAAGCUUUUGACUACACAUUACUGCAGCUGUGAUGUUGCUCUGCUGAGUAUUUCUUCAACCUGCUUGCCUGGAAGUUGUUUUAAAUAUUGUUCCAUAUAAUAAACAGACACUUUAACUAUUCUGGUUUUCAACUGAUGCAGUUUCCUCUGUGUAAACCUGGCUAAAGGUGAAAAACAUUCACAUUAAAACUAAUAAGCAUAAGCAGAGAAAGUAGGAUUUAAUAUAAAGAAAAAUUACAUUUUUAACAAGAAUUACCACCUUGUGGCUGUAGUUUAUAUCCAUGUCUGUCCAGACUCCUAUAAUAAAUGUAGUGAAGACUUUGAAGGAAUUUAAUAAAAGGUAUUAAGUGUAUUUUC
Messenger RNA from Seriola aureovittata, 4519 nucleotides. It is a transcript of the gene cyp1b1, whose product is annotated as cytochrome P450 1B1. Bases 516 to 2132 code for a protein of 538 amino acids. Gene Ontology annotation, biological process: progesterone metabolic process; hormone biosynthetic process. Gene Ontology annotation, molecular function: iron ion binding; steroid 17-alpha-monooxygenase activity; heme binding. The record is from RefSeq and is a predicted model, not a curated record. NCBI's taxonomy places the organism in Eukaryota, Metazoa, Chordata, Actinopteri, Carangiformes, Carangidae. The transcript is spliced from 3 exons.